Messenger RNA from Ectocarpus siliculosus, 2692 nucleotides. Lineage: Eukaryota; Phaeophyceae; Ectocarpales; Ectocarpaceae. The record is from the annotation of a GenBank genome assembly.
AUGGAAAAAAUAGGAUUGGCAAGAUGUGGAUUAUAUCGGCGGACACCCAGCGGGAGAAGAUUCCGCUUCGGCCGUUCGCUUGUCUGGGUUGCCUUCGCGGGCUUGACGCGAGCUUUCGUGCAUACCUCGGUGCCGCUGCUGCUGAGACCGCGUUCGGAUCCGGGUUGUUUUGCACGGGUUUCUUCGCAUUCUGGGGAUGAGAAUUUCGCAUCGCUCGAGGGGAGAUGGCCUUGGGUGUGUGAGCGGCCCGGGAGAUGCGCUGACCUCCCCGCAGAGGAGGUUUUUACCGGCUUCGAUGGGCUUUUCGACGACGACACUGACCAGGACGCCAGCGGCACAUCUGAGAGCUACAGCAAGGUGUCACGGGAAGUUCGAAACGCCUGCUAUGCCUUCGUUUCCUUGGAUUCUGCCCCAGAUCCGAAGGUGGUUAUUCUCAGCAAGACCGCCGCUGCGCUCACGGGGAUACCCCUUGAAUUUGUUGGGGCAACAAGGAGAGAAAAUCAGGGGGCGGAAGGCGCAUUUCCGCCGUGCCAACUGAAACAGGUUGCGCUUGCCCUCACGGGGACGGUGGGACUCGAAGGUGCGCAGCCUUUCUCCUCGAGCUACGGCGGGCAUCAGUUCGGCAAUUGGGCUGGCCAACUUGGUGAUGGCAGGGUUGCGACCCUUGGGGAGAUUCUGAGCGAUGGCCAAAGCGAGAUCGGACGAGUCGCUGGAAAAGAGCAUGUCGCUGGAAAAAACCUUGGGGGCUUGGUGGAGAUUCAACUCAAGGGCAUUGGGCAGACACCAUUUUCUAGAGGAGGCGACGGGAAAGCAGUCCUUGGGGCAUGCCUGCGCGAGUUCUUGUUUAGUGAGGCCUUCUUGGGCCUUGGGCUCCCAGCAGCGGUAGCGGUUUCGGUCUGCUCUUCCGGAGAAAGCGCCACGAUUCGAGACUCUGAUCCGAAAAACGGUGGGACGUUCAAACGAGCGCGGGGCGCGGUUCUUUGCCGUACUGCACCAAGCUUUCUGCGAUUUGGAUCUUUCGAGUUGCCGGCAAGGAGGGGCGACGUGACACUCGUGCGAAAGCUGGCCGAUUACUGCCUCCGCCACCUCAGUCCACAUUUUGAAUCGAGUCUACUAGCACACGCAACGGGGUCGGGGGACGAAAGGACAAGAGAAUUUUUAACCUCCGGAAAGGAUCUGGGCAUUGGGCGAAACGAGGAAGACGGGCAGGCCCAAGGAAACGGCAAGGAGAGUAAUCAGGAAAUGGGCGCUCGUAACGACUAUGUGGAGCUUCUUGUGGCUAUUGUGCAGGCUACAGCUCGAAUGGUGGCCGGAUGGCAGGCGAUGGGGUUUUGUCACGGUGUUCUCAACACGGACAACUUUACCCUGCUCGGCCUUGGACUCGACUUUGGACCUUGUAGUUUCAUGGAGGCUUAUGACCCAACUUGGUCUCCGAAUGAAGGCGAUUCGGCUCUGCGCUACGCUUUCCGAAAUCAACCAGAUGUAUCAGCGUGGAACUGCGAGCGACUCGCCGAGGCCUUCUCUCCGAUUGUGGGGGUUUCGGGAGUUGCUGAAGCCAACGCUGCCUUUUCACCGGCCUUUGAUGCCGCCUACACCGUACAUCUUCAGAAGAAACUAGGGCUGAGUGGCAUGGAUUUGGGAAGUGGCUGGAUUCACCCGCGAAGGAGUGGGGAUGCGCCCGCUGGCGAAAUGCAAGAGAAGCUUCCACCAGACGCACAGUUUGUUUUGAGUUUUUUCGACCUGAUGGCAGCAUGUCGGACGGAUUUCACCGAAACUUGGCGAGCUUUGCUUGACGUUCCGGCCCUGUCUGUGGCACGCAAGGCGCGACGAAACUUGACCACUGAGCACUUAGAAGCUACUGGCGUCGAAGAUGACAUCUGCAAUGAUGAUGAGGAGACGCUGCGACCUCUGUCUUCUGUGUUAAACGCCGCCGGAGCCUCAAGUACAGCUCGCAAGCAGUGGGCGACCUGGAUCCGCGAUUACAGUUCGCGAAUUGACUCACAGGGCAUUGGAAACGGCCAUCCCGAGGGCGGGGAAGAGGGGAGAAAAGAAAGGCUGGCAAUUAUGCGUAGCAGCAACCCGGUGUUUGUACUCCGGAAAAAAAGCUUAGAACAAGCUCUCAAGGCAGCAGAAACUGGAGAUCUAACUUUGGUGCACCAACUUGAGGAGCGCUUGUCCAGGACCUACACGGGGGACAGAAACGAGGAAGGAGUCACACGACAACCACCAGAAGCAGCAAGAGUAUCAGCAUAGUCGUGUGUCGUUGUCGUUGUGCGGUAUCUUCUUGGUUUGCUGGAACAGCUCUCCCUAGAACUAGGUACCUGACGGGGAGUUAAAAUUCAAUGAUUGUGUGUUUGGCGUCCCGUAUAAAUGCUCUACAUUGUCUUUUUACUUUUCGGUUAUGUGUUCUGGACGAACCCGCGGGGGUCUGACAGGAUUGAACUCUGUGUAAGUGAAGAAAAGUUUUGAGUGCCUAUGAAACUUGUGUUACCGGUUUGCGUAUGGGUCCAGCGCUUUUGUAUUAUGAGCGCUUUCCUGCAGGCAGACUCUCGUGUGCUUCCAUGCUGGCCUCUCUCGCGGCGGCAGAGGCCGCUGCACCCUGUUAUCGUACAUGUUUCCCCAGGUUUAGCAUUUGCUCCCUUCCGAAGGCGGGUGGAGAAGGAUCCCAAGGUCGAGGUAGCUGUAGUUCGCU